GUCGUACCAGUUUGCGGAAUAUGACUGUCACUGGACUCCACAAUGACUCCAGGUGACUUAGAAAAAGAGGUUCGGGUAAAUUGGUACGGCAGACAGCUUUUUUACCGCAACUUGAGAAGAGCGUCUUUUAUCAACCCAAACAGCAAAAACAAGGCCAAAACCACCGAAGCCCUGUUUGAGAUGCUGCAGAACCAAGCAUCCACCUCCUGAAUUGCAUAGUUUUGUCCACCGUCUCGAUCGCAAAGCCACAAGGAAGCCACAAAUACACCAAAAGAGAAAGAAGAAUGGAGAGUCCAACCACUACUAGUAGUAGUGCUGCAAGGCACGAUAGCCCCGUAAUCAAGAAGCGACAGCACCAGCUUCGAGCUCUGCUGUUCAACCGAUUGGGUCUUCUAGACGCACCCUUUACGGCCGAAGACGAGCCGUCCUCCAAGCAGACAACAAUGCCAGAACCGGAACAUGGUCAUUGCUCCCAAGCCUGUUCGCAACAAUACCUCAAGGGCGGUGAAGCCAAGAAACGGGGUGGAUUGAUCCGCUUUGAUUCCAUCGUCUCGGUGGUGACCAUCCCGAGGUAUUCCAACUCGAUGCGAAACUUGCUUUGGGGAAAGAAAAAUAAGAGCUCUCGCUUUGACGAUGACUACAGUGAAGAGUUGGAUAGUACAGCCGGAACACAAGAUGACCCAGUAGUACCAUCCCCCAAGACGAUACCCCCCAAGGCAAAAUCUACCACCAACAAGAGCAACCCGAAAAUGGCGGGACGACAUCGGCUCAUGAGGAAAAAGUCCUUUCAUUCGUAAGGGAGAUAGGAGUCAUUAUCCACUGGGAGAAUCAAUUUCGUGAAGGGGGUCAUAUCAAGCAAACCACAAGCAUCAGCAAUGUUGUCAACACUCCAAAGCCUACACAUUAUUACAUUAGUUCUCGCGUAGAAAAGCACGAGCUUCGUCACAACAUACAGUACCAGGGCACAUCUAGCUCUAGCUCUAGCUAGCUAGUACAUACCCGUACGGUAAUUUUGAUUGAAUGAAAAAUUAAAUCUACUUCGUCAGAUAGCCACCAUUUUGUAGCCAGCAGACAGCACG
Seminavis robusta is the source of this 1079-nucleotide messenger RNA. The record is from the annotation of a GenBank genome assembly. NCBI's taxonomy places the organism in Eukaryota, Bacillariophyta, Bacillariophyceae, Naviculales, Naviculaceae.